CUGAGACAGAAAAGGAACAAGACCAGAAGCAGUGUGCUUUGCUGCCAGCAUUCUCUCCGGCAGCGGGAUAAGGAAAUCAAGACUGUAGGCACUACAUGGGAGAGAAACACAAUUCUGAGCUUUAACCAUGAUUGCAUCCAAUAGCUUGUCUUGUUCUUUUCCUGUUUUCUGGCUUUUUCUACAAUUGUCCUUGACUGCAGCAUUUAACUUGGAUGUUACUAACACUAUCCACAAAGAUGGGGACAAGAACACCUUCUUUGGAUUUUCAGUCGCCUUGCACAAGCAAUUAAGUUCAGAGCCUCGCAGUUGGAUAUUAGUGGGUGCUCCACUGGCCCGUGAUGAGAAGCUGCCCCGAAGUGGCGCUAUUUAUGCUUGUCCCCUAACCAAAGAUUCCAAAGAUUGUCAACGUGUGGAUAUUGACAAUGAAGUGAAUCCUGCCAAGGAAAGCAAAGAAAAUCAAUGGCUGGGAGUGAAUGUGAAAAGCCAAGGAGUCGGUGGAAAAGUAGUGGCAUGUGCACAUCUGUAUGAGGCCAGGCAACGUGUGAAUCAGUCAUCAGAAACACGGGAUGUAAUUGGGCGAUGUUAUGUACUUAGUGAUGACUUAACAAUCCGUGAUGACCUGGAUGGUGGCGACUGGAAGUUCUGUGAAGGAAGAGCCCAAGGGCAUGACCACUUUGGGUUUUGUCAGCAGGGUUCAGCAGUGAGCUUCACUUCCGAUAACCACUAUAUUCUGUUUGGAGCACCGGGCACUUACAACUGGAGGGGUAACGUUCGAGUGGAAUUGUUUAACCAGUCGUUUUCCGAAGUGAGUCUGAGUAGUUUUGAUGAUGGGCCUUAUGAGGCAGGAGAUGAGAAGCUGCAGGACCCCAGAUUAAUCCCUGUGAAAGCACACAGCUACUUUGGAUUUUCAGUGGAUUCGGGGAAAGGGCUCACCAACAAAAGUGAGCUGAGUUUCGUAGCUGGUGCACCAAGAGCCAACCACGUAGGAGCUGUGGUGAUCCUGAAGAAGGACAACGUGAAUCGACUUGUGCAGGAACAUAUUCUAUGGGGGGAAGAAGUAGCAUCUUCAUUUGGCUACUCUGUGGCUGUGACAGACCUCAACAAUGAUGGGUGGAUGGACCUAGCUGUUGGAGCACCAUAUUAUUUUGACCGAAGGGAAGAAAUUGGUGGUGCAGUGUACAUCUAUAUUAAUCAAGUGGGAAAAUGGAAUGAAGUGAAGCCAUCCCGCCUCAAUGGAACUUAUGCUUCCAUGUUCGGGUUGUGUGUUGUAAGCAUUGGGGAUCUUAACCAGGACGGGUUUGGAGAUAUUGCUGUAGGAGCCCCAUUUGAUGGGCAUGGGAAGGUUUACAUAUACCAUGGAAGCAGUCUGGGAAUUAACUCCAAGCCUGCCCAGGUCUUAAACGGUGAAGGGGUUGGGGUGAAGACUUUUGGAUAUUCUAUCUCAGGCAGACUAGAUAUAGAUGGCAACACCUACCCUGAUGUUGCUAUUGGCUCUCUAUCAGAUUCUGUUGUCCUGUACAGGGCAAGAACAGUAAUAAACAUCAAGCGUACAAUCACUCUUGAUCCGCCAGUUAUAUCCUUGAAGCAACACGAUGGUAGCAGCAGAGCUUCAUCAACCGUACGGGUGUCUGUGAAGGUUUGUUUUACUUACAGUGCCAGUCCUGCAAGCUAUAACCCUGCAAUUACACUUGCAUAUGUAAUUGAAGCCGAUUCUGCCCGGAGAAUGUUGGGUUUAGUUCAUCGAGUGAUUUUCCCUAAACGGAGUUCUUUAGAUCCAGAGUAUCAGUACAGUGGCACUAUUGAACUGCCUAGGCAAUCGGUUGAACGGUGCUUUGAGACUAUCUUCCAUCUUCAGGAGAACAUCAAAGACAAACUGCGUGCCAUCCCAGUGACCCUUACAUACAGCAUCAAACAGGCCCGCCAUAAAAAGAGGCAAGCACCAACUCAGCUGGAUGCUCUAAUGCCAGUGCUAAAUGCUCAACAACUGAACACCAUUAAAGCAGAGGUGAACUUCCAGAAAGAGGGAUGUGGUGCAGACAAGAUCUGUCAAAGUAACCUACAACUGCAGUCUCAUUUCAUGUCCCAGGAAAGUGGUACAGAGCGUUUCCAGCCACUGAAAUUGGAUUCACAGAAGAGGCCAGUUUUCAACUUGAGUGACCAGAAGAACAUUGCUUUGGAAGUGACGAUCACUAAUCAUCCAUCUGACCAGAAGCACACCCACAAAGAUGGUGAUGAUGCUUAUGAGGCUCAGCUGAUUGCUAGUUUUCCAGAUACAUUGUCCUAUUCUGGCUUUCGAUGUGAGGAUAAGCAGAUUGUUUGUAUAGCCAAUCAGAAUGGAUCACAGGCAGAAUGUGAGCUGGGAAACCCAAUGAAAAGGAAUGCAGAGGUCAAGCUCCGUCUCAUUUUAAGUACUUCUGGGAUCACAAUAGAAACAACACAACUUGAUGUUAAUUUACAGUUGGCAACGACUAGUGAGCAGCAACAUCUGGGUCCAUACAUCGCCAGUGCACUUGUGGUCAUUGAACUGCCAGUGUCUGUUACUGGUUUGGUGUCUUCACAUCAGCUUUUCUUCAGUGGUGAGGUUGUAGGUGAGAAAGCAAUGAAGACAGAGCAGGAUAUUGGACAGCUGGUGGAAUAUAAAAUACAAGUGUCUAACAGAGGGAAGUCGCUGAAUACCCUUGGCUCAGCAUUCCUCAAUGUCAUGUGGCCUCAUGAGAUCAGUAAUGGCAAGUGGCUGCUGUAUCCUAUGAAACUGCAGUUUGAGGGGGACCGCCAGACAGAGUGUACACCAUUUGAUGGAGUUAACCCUCUAAAACUGGAUUCUGUUAGUAGAAGAGAGAGGCGUGAGAUUGAUAGACAGCCAGAGGACAGCAGCAGCAGCAGCAGCAACAGCAACGCAGUGUGGCCUGUGGCAUCCUUAGAAAAGAUUACACACAGCUUGGACUGUCAGACAGGCACUGCAAACUGCAUUGUGUUCAGAUGCCCCCUCUUCAGCUUUGAUAGAUCAGCCAGCCUGAAGAUCCGUGGCAGACUAUGGAAUGCAACCUUCCUGGAGGAGUUUUCAACUGUUAGCAGAAUUGAUGUGGUAGUCCGUGCAAACAUUACUGUGAAAUCCAGCAUCCAAAAUCUCAUACUGAAGAAUGCAGUGACCCAGAUCCCCGUUUCCAUUUACCCGGAGCCAGAGAGAGCAGAGUAUGUGGGUGUGCCCUGGUGGAUUAUACUGAUUGCUGUCCUGGCUGGAAUCCUGAUGCUGGCCUUGUUGGUAUUGUUACUGUGGAAGUGUGGUUUCUUCAAGAGGACGAGAAGGGAACCUGAGCAUACCACCACGUAUUACCGGGCCCACUUAGGGGUCCAGCCUUCAGAGCUGGAAAAACAAACAACAGAACCUUACCCAUAUCCUCUUAUUGAGCGUGCGGAUUCUUCAAGCGGACCACACCCCAGGACAAAGUCCCUCAGUAUCAUGCAGUGAAAAUCCCUAAAGAAGAUCGUCAGCAGUACAAGGAAGAAAAAACAGGGACCCUACAGAAGAAGGACUGGGUGACAAACUGGAAUGAAAAUGAUGGCUACUUAUAAAUUCACAUAUAUUAAACAUUUGACCUGAUAACAAGUCCUCCACCCCCAGAAAACAUGUAUCUUGGUUUCUGAUAACUAAAGACAAACAGAAAGAAUUGCCAAGCUGAUAAUAUAUUGCUUCAGCAGCAUAUGGACUUAAAAUGGAAAUAUGUGGGUGGCAUAUUUAAGAGAAAUGAUGAUAUUCUGCUAAGUAAAGAAGAAGAACUGUAUCCUGGGUGGUGGAUUCACUUGAAGUGUUAGAUGACCUGAGAAAAAGCUUGGGGGAGUCAAGGUCUACCCUGCAAAAUGUUAUGAGCUCUGGUGAGCUGUUGGACUCAUUUCCCUGUCAUUUCAUCAAUCUCUGUUAUUUGGGAAAGGUAGAGGUUAAUUUCGAUAUGUGACAUUAUCAUAACUAGCUACUGAGAGCUGACAGUGAAUGUACAGAUUGUUUCUUUUAUGUGCAUAUUUGUAGGAAGAUGUGUUUUGGUACAGGACAGCCCAUGAUUUUUGAAACAUUUGCAUAGAUUAUCUUUAAAUCCUUUUGCCAGAUGCAGAAUUUAUUCCUAUCACUGAAACAGUGUCAUUUCAUGCAUGUAUUCCAGCAUCAGGAAUAGAACAUAAAGCUAUUGGUUGAUAGGGUAUACCUUCUGUUUGUGUGAGUGAGGUGAAAAGGAUUGUAGAGGGAAUGAUACAAUCACAAAAAAAUGUAUGAAGUACUGUAACCAAAACUGUUAGCUUUACCUGUUACAGACAGUCAGAAAUGGAAUGUUGAAUACCCAACUAAAUGCACUAAAGGCUUUUGGUUUAGUAUGGGGACAGUUAUAUUCCGAAUCUGUAAGGUUACCUUGUACUAAAUGUCCAUCUCUCAUUUAGCAGUUCUAGUGGCAGAAGCAGACACAGUUAAAAUAGUCUGUGGUGGAAUCAUUGCACUCUGGAAGGUGCUAGAAAGAUUGAAUUAAGGAGGAACACAUAUUACUCAUUAGUGGUGUUGAUUACUGCCCAUUGUCACUCUUCUUACAUUUGUCCUGUCCUCUUGUUUGUAACAUUAUUCCCAAAAGAAUUUUCAGCUAACCUAACAGUGUAGUCGUGGUAUUACCACUCCCAAAACUACCAACCUGAAUUCAAGGACAAACGGCCAUGCUUAGGAGGAAGCAAGAGAUUUCCAGAACAUACUUUAACUCCUCCUGGACAAAUAUUCUAAACCACUGUUACAUGCCUACCACCUGCUUAGCCAAAAUGUGCAGAAAGUCGCCACUAUGUCUUGUCAUUUCAGUAAUCUUUCUACAGUCCUGAAAAGAAUGCAAUAUUUAUUUGGAAGUAAUUUGUGGACCAGUAUGAAUGAGAAAUAACUUGUAACUAAAUAUACAGUCAAUGCUUAAUGGAAGAAAUACAUUUGACCAGGGUUACUUGAGAGUGUCACACAUCAGGAAUGGCAUCUUUUUUUGUCAAAAAUUUACAUUCAUUUCUUUACUUAGAAUCAGACACAUUUUGCUCAUUUUUUCAUUACAUUUUGUUCCAAAUCAGUACAUUUUAAAAGCAUUUUAAUGAGUUUUAAAUAAGGUAUCCUAUUGUUGCGUGUUUUGUAGUUUAACACUUUUUUUCUGCCUAAUUAGUUCUUUUCACUUUGUCAAAUGAAGCUCCAUUUUAAGACACACAGAUUUUUUUUUUAUGAUAAUAGCACAAACCAGUUUGCAUUUUGUCAAGACAGAGACAUUAUAACCUGUCUUUACAUAUUUAUUAUGGGGGUAUGCAUAGUUGCAAUGAAAAUUGGCACAAAAGCCACCAAACACAACUUUUUAAAGUAUUGUUUCACUAAAAUAAACAUUGCUAAAAAUAUAAACAUGCUCUCAACAUUCCCACUUCCUUGCUAACUAAUUUAAUCAUCCUUGAGGUCACCAAAUCUUAAAAAGAAACAAAAAAAAAACAAAGAAAUCUUCUUACCCGUAACAGCCCUGAAGUUCAUAGAAGAUUAACAAACUGCCAUUUUUGCAUCAAUCUAUCUAUUGGUGUUGCAACACAGAAGUGGUUUCUGCAUGAUUAUUUAUCAUUAUCAAGGGCACAGGCUUCUAAAACCUUGAAAUGAUACCCCAUUAAUUUAAAACGCAGAAAGGUAAAGGUAACCAUUGGUCAAAAUCAGAUAGCAAAAUGCUUUGAGUUUUUCUGUCUUACUAAUAUGGCCCUGUCUACAAAUGUGUUAAAACUGGCCUUUAAGAUCUAACAUGUUUCUUAAAGUUUUUGUUGCAUUAAUAACAGCUUCAAUUGUUAACUUAGAAACAUUUUAAUGCAGUUUUGAUAUUCUGCUGUUAAGACUAAACUAAGCAAAUAAUAAUACUACAAAAGCAGUAGUCUAAACAAGCUACUGAUAUGAAACAGUCUGUCAGUAGUCAAGUGGCUUGAGCCAACUAAAAGAUUAUAUUUUAUGUACAGUUUUAUUUUCCAUAGUUAGGCUUACACUUAAAAGAUAUCAUUGUGAUACCUUGCACUACUGAAUUUUAACUUUUGUUUAUUUUUAUUCCAAUUUAUGGAAUUUCAUUAUCUGUUUUGUUUUCAGGGUUCCCUGUUAUCUAGUAACCAUAUUUGGAUGCAGUUUAGCCAACACAGAGGUUAUCAUUAGUGACUACUGUUAACUCCAUAUGCUGUGGCAAAUAAUACAUUGAGCAGUGCCUGUCCUGUGGAGUACUGUCAGUGGUAAUACUGUCAGUGGAAUACCGUCAGUGGUAAUACUGUCAGUGGGAAUACCAUCAGUGGAAUAUCAGUGGAAUACUGUCAGUGGAAUACUGUCAGUGGUAAUACCAUCAGUGGAAUACUGUCAGUGGUAAUACCGUCAGUGGGAAUACCGUCAGUGGGAUACUGUCAGUGGUAAUACCAUCAUUGGGAUACUGUCAAUGGUAAUACAGUCAGUGGAAUACCGUCAGUGGUAAUACUAUCAGUGGUAAUACCGUCAGUGGUAAUACCAUCAGUGGAAUACCAUCAAUGGUAAUACCGUCAGUGGUAUAUUAGAACACUACAAAAAUCUGCAUUUAGACGAUGUUCUUCCUUCUCUGCAGGAUAUCAUCAUGGUUCCAGCCAACGUUCUCUCUACCUGUAGUCAGUCAGGUGAAGGGGGCACAGUGAAGCACACGUUCCUCCCUUCUCAAAGAAGAUCCAUCAGCAGUACUGAGUCCCCUCCAGACCCUGAUUACUGGACAACGAGUUGUACUUCUUCGGCUGUACUGAUGGGCCAACUCAGUUUUUACUUUGUCUAAUGUAUGCAUGAACUCAGAUUCUGACUUUUUUGAACCAUUAAUUCCCAAGUACAGGACAGGUACCAUGUACAGGGACAGAAAGAACAGAAAUGAGCAGGGUUUGAAAGUCUGUUUUUCUCUUUUAAUGUGAAGUGCCUUGUUCCAUCUUAUCCCACUACCUGUUUACCUGUGCUUUACAAUUUUAGUGAUUUUUACAAACAUUAAAAUCCAGCAAUGAGUUGAA
This is a messenger RNA of Protopterus annectens (West African lungfish), 7020 nucleotides long. RefSeq names its product integrin subunit alpha 7 (gene ITGA7). The record is from RefSeq and is a predicted model, not a curated record. The coding region runs from base 128 to 3469 and encodes 1113 amino acids. The transcript has 26 exons. Gene Ontology annotation, biological process: cell-cell adhesion; cell-matrix adhesion; leukocyte migration. Gene Ontology annotation, cellular component: integrin complex; external side of plasma membrane. Lineage: Eukaryota; Metazoa; Chordata; Ceratodontiformes; Protopteridae. Gene Ontology annotation, molecular function: integrin binding.